This is a messenger RNA of Rhipicephalus sanguineus (brown dog tick), 4894 nucleotides long. RefSeq names its product fasciclin-1 (gene Fas1). Bases 100 to 2037 code for a protein of 645 amino acids. The transcript is spliced from 13 exons. NCBI's taxonomy places the organism in Eukaryota, Metazoa, Arthropoda, Arachnida, Ixodida, Ixodidae. Gene Ontology annotation, biological process: cell adhesion; extracellular matrix organization. The record is from RefSeq and is a predicted model, not a curated record. Gene Ontology annotation, molecular function: cell adhesion molecule binding. Gene Ontology annotation, cellular component: extracellular matrix.
CCUCCCUCUCCGGCAGAGGCAGCGCCGCUUGCGGGUGAACAAUGCGCUAGGCGUCGUCUCGGCCGGCGUCGUUCCGCGCUGUGUCCCCGUGCCACGACCAUGAUGACGCCGCCGAUGGCCGUGUGCUCCGCGCUGCUCCUCGCCGUCGUCGCCGCGCUAGGAGCGGCCGAGAACGUGCUGGAUGCCAUACGCAACGACGGCGAGCUGUCCUCGUUCUACCAACUGGCGGAGCGGGUAAAGCUGUUCGUGGCGUACAGCGAAAGCACAGAUAUCACGUGCUUCGCACCCACCAAUGACGCCAUCGACAGGUUCCGCGAGAGCUACCCCAACAAGCCCAUCGAGGUCACCUACCAUGUCGUUUCGCUCAAUUUGGCGGAGGACAACCUUCCUUCGUCGGUGCCAACAAUUGCCAAGGGUUCACCGCACCUCUACCUCACCAGGGCGCGGGACAGGUUCUUCUUCGUCAACAACGCCAAGGUGACUCGGCGGAGGGAGCUUACGUUUGAGCAGUACAAGCAGAAGCUGUACGUGAUUGACGAUGUGCUCGAGGCAUUCAUUCCGACCAGCGGUGUGACACCGAACGCCUUCGAAUUCCUCAACCAGCCAUCCAUCUACAACCUCAACCAGAGGCUCGUGUUCUUUCACUCACGCGUCCAGAUGACGUACGAACAGAGCCUUUUCACUGAGGACGGCAUGCACACAUUCUUCGUUCCGGUGGACGACGCGGACCCGGCUAAGCGCACCCGUGUAGAGAUCGACAAAUACGUGGUUCGUGGCCACGUGAUCAAGAACCGCCGCCUGUUCACACGUACAAUGGGCAAUGAGACUUAUGAGUCGGCCGCAUGGGAAGACAACGCCGUCAAGGUUGAGCUGUCACUCGCAAACCAGUCGGACUCGGCCGGCGCCGAAUACACAUUGUUCGCGCAAAGCAACACCAUGUCGACCGAGCCGCAGCGCCAGAAGGGCGUGGUCUUGUCGAAGAUCGUCAAGCCCAACAUCCCCGUCAAGAAUGGCGUCGUCCACUUGAUCGAGAAGCCUCUCAUGGUCGUCGACACUUCCAUCAAGGACUUCUUCCACCGGGAGCGCCACGGACGCCUCGAAGACUUCAUGCGAUUAGUGGACUACUCGCCUGAUUUCCUGAUGGACCUGGAUGGAACCCAGCCCAAGACCGUAUUUGCGCCCACAAAUGAAGCACUGAAAGUGAUCCCAGCAAGCGUGCUGGACACACUGAAGGCCAACACGUCUGGACUUACGCAGUUGCUGCGGUUACACAUGAUCAAGAACGAGGCAGUGGCUUCUGACGAGGUGUUGGACGCGGGCCGCACUGGUAUCUUCGAGCGCGAAUCUGCCAGCAGCCGGCGUAUGCUUUACAUGCGAGUCGUCGAGGGAGAACACGGACGCACGUUGACAGUGGAAGGCGGCGGCGUGAAUGCCACUGCCGUUCAAGCGGACAUCGGAGCCACCAACGGCGUAAUCCACAUCAUUGACCGCGUGCUCGGAAUGCCUUCGCACACAAUUUACGAGAAGAUCAGCAGCGACCCCGAGCUCAAGGACACAAGGCGCUUUGCGCAGCACAAGGGCUGGAUUGAACGGCUCAAGAACACCGACAAGCGAUACACCUUCUUCGCGCCGAGUGACAACGCCUGGCACGACAUCAAGCUCGAAUUCCCGUCUGAAUACAAACAGCUGUCCAUGGACCAGUUCGGGUACCAUGCGGAAAAAAUUCUUGAGCGUCACCUAAUAGUUGGAAGAGAAAUACCUCAAAUGGAGCUGGAGAACUUGAAGUCCAUUGAGACAGCCAGAGGCAAGAUGGACGUCCGAAAUGUUAACGGCAAAAUCCACCUGCUGUGGGAGGGCCGCGAGGCGGUCGUCGUGCGCCCCGACGUACAGGCCACGAACGGAGUCAUCCACGUGAUCAGCAAGGUGAUGAUGCUGCGCAGGGACAUGACUUCGGCGGCCGCCGCGCCGGCAACACCGGUCGCCGUGUUGUUGCUGGGGCUGGCCGCAGGGCUCGUACUCCGGACGCCGCGCGCCUGAGCCCCGCGGUCACCGCCACUCAUCCACACAUCCGACCACACAAACCCCACCACCUUCCUUGUUUUCGAAAUGAAAAAACCAUUUUGUUUUUGGGCAUAGGGUGGCGGCACGGUGACUGCGUCAUCCAGCAGGACACCAUCCUCAAAGGUAUAGAGCAAGUGAAUUUCCGAAACUUGCUGUACGACGACGUACUUUGUCGAGCAAGUCGCCGUGUCGACCCUAGGCCAGGGGUAAACCUCAUUUUCGACUCGUUCUCUUUUGAGCACGCGUGUUUCUGUACGUGUUAUGUUCGAAUGCUUAGUGUGGCGCACAAAGGAAAAAAAAAAAGGCAGCUCUCCGAGGAUGGGUGAUAAGUUCUUAACCGCUUAAAAAUAUCAGCAAACGAUAAUAUGCUUCUUGUCGAAGUUGUGCGCCGCGCUGUCUGUCUGCCGUUGGCUUUGGCCGGUUUUGGUGUCAUUAACGUUGACUUGGAUGUUCUACUACCACCCCCAUUUUCCUGUCGAGCAGUCUUCAUAACGAUCGAGAAAAAAAGACGCCCAUCUCUGGAGAUUGCCGAGUGCUCAGUGGUCACAGUCUUUAUACGCUGCAGCGCAAGGGAGAGAAGACGCAUGCCAAUAAUGCAACACAUUCCGUGCCCCACUUCUUCUAGCAGCCGGCUGCAAACAAAGCGCGCUCUUACGUGCUUGCCAUUGGAGUGGUGGGGAGAAAACUCGAGUGAACCGCGUCACGUGUCCAAAGGCCUCCGGUGAAGCGGCAGGCAGCAAACAAUCCCCGCCCGCAAGCUGCGACAAAAGAGACGCCCUUGCUUUGCUACCACGGUCACACUUUUUCUCCCAUUGUUUCACUGGCGUUGGUGGCGUUUUGUUGUAAGAGGUUUUUAGGUCGGCAUCUCCAUCACAGAUAUUAUUACCCUGUACAUAACGCACAUUCUACGGGGUCUCCUAGAAACGUUUUACAAAAUGGCAAGUCGAAUCUCGAAUUCUGUGCCGUUGCUCGGGCUUUAUAAGCACCUAUUUUUGUUUGCAGCAUCAUAGCUAAAUAUCACUUAUUUUUGCCAACUUGAGUCACUUGUUUUAUUUUUGGGGGCAGUUAUAGAUAGGAGAUAAUUAAUUUUUGUUCCUCUGUGAAUGACUCGGAAAUGAAUUGUGCUGGCAGCAAGAACGCUGUAUAGUCUAUGUGUGAUGUCAUGACGUUUGUGUGAAGCUUCCAUUUAAAGAAAGCUGAGCUCUAGAUGUGAUGUCUAGCGCGAAUAACCGAAUUGCCUCUGCCAACUUUACUCAAAUUGAAAAAGCGUUGCGUCGGAGCUGUUCAGGAAAUCGCUGACAAGGCAUAAUUCUUUCGGGAGAGAGUGCACGCUCACGUCGUGUAACGUCAAGCGACAGCGUUGGACAGUCGCUUUGAACAAAUUGCACUCGAGUAGCGUUUAAACAUGCGCUCAGAUGAUGUCACACCGAUUCGCUGCGUUUCACAUUUACUCCAAAAUCAUUUAAGCUUUGUCAGCUACUUUUUGGAAAUACUACAGAGAUUAAAACUUGUUGCAUCUCUCCCUUAAAAACAUCUUGUACAUAAGGAUAUACAUUAUAAGCGUAUAUCUUGUUCGCAGAGAUAUUUUGGUGGCUACCAUCCUUGGUGUAAACAAACAAAAAAAAAAACGUUGGUGUACAGUAGUGUCACUUAAUGUUAAGAACGUUUCUUUCUGCUCAAUUCAAAUUCCCUUACAAGUAUAGCAUAUAUGUACACAUAAUGCAGACGCUCUCUCUCUCAUAUGCAUAACUGUCUGUAUGGAAUACUCCAUUGUUCUCCCAUGUUUCUCUCUCUCUCUCGAGCUUCAAGUAUUCGUGUGGCUUUGUUCGUUUUUCGUGUCGGGGCGCACCUCGCUCAGCGCCUCGUCAACUGAGUUUGCCUUCCCCGUGUCGUGUGCCAGGGGAAAGGCGCCGCCCGGUCUGCGCCUCCAGGAUGUGUUUGCCUCCGAGGCGAUAGCUUUCUUUUUGUUUCGUGUCCUGGUAGUACCAAAGAAUAAAAGGGAACUAUGCUUCAACUAAGAAUACUAUUUUUCUGUCUGGGGUCACUGCCGGUGCGUAUCAGCCAGCCGAGAAGCGCGGCGUACAGCAUUCCUAAUCACUCACUUCCGUAUCGGACCCGGAUGGGUCAUGCGCGCUUCUUGCGUGGCUGAUUCGUGGGACAGAGACCUCGGUGUGAUAUGGGCGCUAAAAAUGCGACGCAUCUGGCCUGAAAGAAAACAAAUUCAUAUAAGCAGCGCUAGUUUACGAAUGUUUAACCUCCGGUCGUGUCGCCUCGAGCUCACAAGGGUUGCCGGCUGUCGUGUCGUCACGGGCGCGACAGCUCGGUCCCGAAAAAAACUGGUUGGCCGAGGGAUUACCGUGAGAGUCAAGAAAGCAGUGACAGAAUGCGAUCAGGUCAAGCAGAGAGGGUCUUUAUUUUUUUAUACACGUUGUUGUUGGUUUGUUACGAUAGUUGCUGCUAUUUAUAUAGACGCAUAGUAUUUCAUUUCGCUGUUCUUUUUUUGGUUGGCCGAGCGCCGUGUGCUGGUUGUCGAAAUCCCCUUGGGCUUCUCAGAAAUCUGGCCUCGUGGCCUCCACCACGCAAACGAAUCAGGGUGCGCACAACACACAGGGCACCUCUGGUUAUUUACACGAGAACAACACUGCCAUAUUUUGAACGCAUGUCGAACCAAGUGUGUCAAGGUGUGGGUCCAUCUAAUUUAAUUGUACAUCCCCAGCAUACACACAGAACGCAAGUUCUCCAUGAUUACCAUUGUGCGUUGCGGAGGAACAUGUUUUUUGUGCAAAGUAUGAGUGUAAACUGAAAGAUUAAAUAAAAUAGUGCUUCAAAUGUU